GUCUGCUGAAAUUUAUUAUACAAAACCUUAACCUGAAUUGUACGAGCCAUGGACAAGCAACAUAUUAAGCUCCUCUCCAAAACAAGCAGAGCUCAUGUUGAAGAAGGGGGACACUUUGAGGAAUUGCUAGAGGUAACCAGCACGGACUGUCGCACAUACCAUCCUAUUCAUUGCAAACAAGGACUAAUAGACCUUGGACCAGCCGAAAAUGCCUUAUGCGAUGAUCUUCUAUUGCCUGUCUUGAAUCAGAAUUUGCCAAAGAUAUCAGUAGAACAUAUACGCUACACUAACUUUUCAUCAUCAGUUGGAGAAACUGGAAUAACGACACUUAUUACCAAAUUCCUCCAAGAUGAAUUUUCAUCUAAUAUCUCAGAGAGUAACUUAAUACUUACAUCUGGGGUAGGCUCGGCAAAUGAAAUAAUUUCGUUUGCUAUAGCAGAUAAAGGAGACGCUUUUUUAGUUUUGGCUCCGUAUUAUUACAAUUUCAACGACGAUGCUGGAUUAAAGCCUAACGUCUCGCUGAUUCCUGUUUAUCAUGAUGGAACCGAAAAGAUGUCAGAAUGUUUUAAUAAAGCUUUAGAAAAAGCAAGACAAGACGGUAUUAAUGUUCGUGCGGUUUGUAUCUUCAAUCCCAAUAAUCCAACUGGAAAAGUUGUGGGAAAAGACCACAUUUUGGAUUUAAUUGAUUGGUGCCAAGAAAAUGAAUUACAUCUCAUUGUUGACGAGGCUUACAACCUUACUGUUUAUGAAGAUAAAGAGAGUUUUCAAAGCGUUUUCAGCCUUGUAAAACCCGACAAUCCGUAUGUUCAUAUUACUUGGGGUUUAAGCAAAAAUUUUUCUGUCCCAGGAUUUAGACUUGGGGUUCUAUGUAGCUUUAAUACAGCUGUUUUAAAGUUAGCAUCUAGAAUGGCUGUUUAUAAUAGUGUACCAUUGUACAUAAGGAAUAUUUGCAGUUCCCUAUUUAUCGAUAGAGUUCAAUGUAAGAAAAUCAUCAAAGAAAGUAACGAACGACUUAAAAAAGCUAAGGAUUAUUUUACGAAACGAUUGGCAGAUAUAGGCGUAGCCGUUUGUAAAGAUACAAUAAGCGGUUUCUACGUUUGGGCAGAUUUUUCUAAGUAUAUGCCUGAGAAGACAAUCGAAGCUGAAAAGAAUAUUUAUAAGCGUUUGCUAAAAUUUGGCGUGUGCAUUACACCUGGAUAUAUGUAUUCGAAUCUUGAUUAUGGUUUCUUUCGUGUAAUUUAUGCGUUUCCACAACCAACUAUUGAUUUAGCAUUAGAGAGAAUUAUUUUGGCCUUAAAUCCAACAGAACAACCUAGAAUUUUGGAGAGUUUAACAUCUGAUAUUGAUGAUGAAAUUGAAUUUGCCGUUGAAACUUGUACUCUUGAAGAUGAUGUUAAAAAUCUAUUUUCCGCUUUAAGAAGUGAUAAGCAAUGGGUGAAAGAAAAUACUGGAGAAAAAUGGGCGAAAGAGAAUCCAGCAGCCGCAAAAAUAUUCGAAAAAAAAUAA
Dimorphilus gyrociliatus is the source of this 1506-nucleotide messenger RNA. NCBI's taxonomy places the organism in Eukaryota, Metazoa, Annelida, Polychaeta, Dinophilidae. The record is from the annotation of a GenBank genome assembly.